AUGUCGAUGUCUAGAUCAGAUCAUAUGGCACCCGGUUUUUCGUCCCACCACUCCGCCUCUCAGGCUGCUCGAUCUCAGUCACCUGGUACUGGUAACUCCCCAGUUGAUCCAUCUGCCUCCACUGGGAGAUCUCCCUUCGGCCUCUCAAGCGGCAUAAUGGCGGGCAAUGCGCGGUCCGGCGCCAGCUCUCCGUCGCACGACAUGGCUGGGUCUAGCCGGCUAUUUUCCAAAAGAGCUCGCGAAAUCCGGGCCCAGGAAUGCAUCCCGGGUCUGCCGCUCAACCCGUGGGGUGGCCCUCCUACCAGCGGAAACUCGACUCCUCUCCGCGAGAAUAUUCCCGAGUCUCCCACCGACGGCUUUCCUGACUUUACCCCUCUUCCGACUCCUGAAAGUCUGCCUCACACCGGUAGAGCUCGGGCCGGCACAGUUCCGUCUCGACUGCCCGGCGGUCCAGUCAACGGCCUUUUGAACAUCCCAGGACUGGCCGCCAAAUCUGCCCGAGUUACUCCGUCACAAAGCCCGUUCGGAAAAUCUCCCUCUCCAAACCUAGACCACCCCGACAGUGCCACUGGUGGCUCUGCACUUCUUUCUCGGCUUCGUGCCGGGUCUAUGCCGCAGCGUAGCCAGUUCAGUACACUCCCCGGCACGACCUCACCCUUCGGCCCCUCCAUCUUCAGUAGCUGGAAUCCUGCUGGUGUUGGUCGUGAGCGAGGGUCAACUCUGGCGAGCAUUGCAAGUGUUGGCUCCAACGGACCUAGUUCACCUUCCCAAUCGCAGUUCUCCAAGGAAGGCGGCGGUGACUCUGAUGUGCAUAUGCGCACAUUGGACUAUCUCGGUCUUGCUGAAACCCCUCAACCUCCUCGUGCCCAGUUGGCGACACCGUACUUGGCCAACUUGGAUUUUACCAGGCAGUCUAACCGCUUCAGGUCAUAUUCCGUCAACAAUAAGGACAGGUACGCCGAUGAGGACGAUGACUACGAAGUCGACAGCUUGCCCAUGGAGAGCCAAUAUGUCGCUCUUCAGGAUCAAUUGGCCGCCACCAACGCCGCAAUUCACAGUCAUAACCUAGCUGUUCAAGCAUUCGUAAACCAGGCCACCGCCACGCGCCCCCGCGCUCGGACUGCUGGAGUUCUGGAAGCUCCUGGCAACCGGCUGUCCCGGGCUCACCUCCCUACCAACGUCGGAAUCCCCACAUCGGUUGCUCCCACGGAUAUUCGUUUGCAAGACGGAAAGGAAUACGAUGACCUCACUCAGGCAAUUGCAGGCAUAAAUCUUGGCAGGUCCAACAGUCUUAACGCUGGUCUUCUCACUGCGGAGGAACAAGGGUUGGAAGGUCCCACCAGUGCGUUGUGGCUCGGUGGUAUUCCGACAUCGACCACCACGUCGACUCUGAUUGAAAUGUUCAAAUGUCACGGCCCGAUUUCGUCAGCUCGUGUACUCACGCACAAGAACUGUGGCUUUGUCAACUUCGAGAGAGUAGAAAGCUCGGUAGCAGCAAAGGCUUCCAUGAACGGCAAGGAGAUAUUCCCCGGUGCUGGGCCCAUUCGGAUCAAUUUCGCCAAGCCACCCUCAGCAUCUAAUACCCCGGGUCAUGACGGCGCAUAUCCAUCUCCCAGCCCCGACCCGUUUGUCAAGGGCGAGGACAAUGCCAGCGGACCAGCUGGAAUCGCGGCUGCUGCCGAUGGCGCCUUGACGGCUAAUGGGGAAACUUCCACCCCCACAGUACCACCCAUGACUGAUUUAGCGGAAGACAUCAUGGAGAUUGUGACGCAGUUCGGAGCAACAGAUGAAGACAAGGCAGCCGUUUCACAGUAUGUCCAGUCCGCGAUACACUACACAGCUUAUGUCGAAGAGAUUCCUCCCAUCCGCGAGCCCACCCACACAAGAGUUCAUGACGCCCCGAAACUCAGAGACAUACGAAAGCGUAUAGAUAAUCAACUCCUGUCGAAGCCCGAGAUAGAGAACAUCGCCGUCGACAUGCUUCCCGAGAUUGCGGAACUCUCGUCGGAUUACCUUGGCAACACUGUUGUUCAAAAGUUGUUCGAACACUGCUCUGACCAGGUUCGAGAUGCCAUGCUUGCAGAGAUUGCGCCGCACUUGGCCGAAAUAGGAGUACACAAGAACGGUACCUGGGCAGCGCAGAAGAUCAUUGCCGUCUGCAAAACGCACGAGCAGAAGACGACGAUUGUUGAGCACCUCAAGCCAUACACAGUGCCGCUGUUCCUUGACCAAUACGGCAACUAUGUACUCCAGGGUUGUUUGAACUGGGGGCCUCCGUACAACGACUUCUUCUUCGAAGGCGUCGUCAGCCGCAUGUGGGAAAUCGCCCAAGGCCGCUGCAGUGCUAGGGCCGUGAGAGGAUGUUUGGAAUCCAAACUCGGCACAAGGGCUCAAGACAUGGUUGUCUCCGCCGCCACUGCCAUACACAGCGCGCAGCUUGCAACGAACUCGAACAGUGCGUUGCUGUUGACGUUCUUCCUGGAUUCUUGCGCGUUCCCAAAAAAGCGCACAGUGUUGGCCCCGCGCCUGGUUCCCCAUCUGGUUUACCUUUGCACACACAAGGUGGCUUAUGUCACUGUUCUCAAGAUCAUCAACCAGAAGUCGGAACCGGAGGCUCGAGACAUCAUCCUCAAGGCGCUUUUCUUUUCGCCCAAUGACCAUGUUCUCGAGGCCAUUCUUCACGACCCCAACUGCGGUGCCACGCUGAUCUUCAAGGUCCUGACGACCGCUUUCUUUGACGAGAAUGUCCGGACUCAAGUCAUAGAAAACGUCAAAACAGUUCUCGUCAGGGUCAAGGCUCAGCCUAACCAGGGAUACAAACGACUGAUGGACGAGGUUGGUUUGUCCACUAGAGCGGCUCCCUCUCGCGAAAACAGUGGCACUUCCGAUGGCCGACAGAGGCCAACUUCUCGACAAGCCAGCAACAGAGCCAAUAUAAAUGGCCAGCAUGCCCAAGGCGGACAGUCCAACAAUCAACCAUUCUACAACCCUCUCAACGCCCAGACUACCGCAGCGGGUCUAGAGACGGGCUAUGGCAGUCAAAUAAGCGACAAUGCCGACCCCAGUGUUGCUUCUUCAUUCCAGCCGUACGGGCAAGGCAUAAUGUAUGCCGGCACCCCAGCAGGUCCCAUGGCGCCGGCCGUGAGCUUGCCGCAGCUCCAGUACCCACAGAACAUGUUGAACCGACCGACGCCGCAGAUGGCGUACAAUUAUCCGACAAUGCAGGGUCCGUACACGACUUAUGGCACCACCCCGGCUCCGGCUGUUGAUCAGUAUCGUCAGCCAAGUUUGGCCAAUGGAAGCCCCAUUCAGCCCCCGGCAUCUCAGAUGCCCCCUCAGAUACCAACCGGCCAGCCGCCUUAUGCGCCUCCAGGCUUUGGGGUAGGAGUCGGCGGAUACGGCUAUGGGAAUGUGGGUGGUAUUCAAAGCAUGGCGUACAUGCCGCAAGACCAGAGUAGCAAUCGACGUGGUGGUCGCAGAUGA
This is a messenger RNA of Metarhizium album ARSEF 1941, 3483 nucleotides long. Its product is annotated as Armadillo-like helical. The record is from RefSeq and is a predicted model, not a curated record. The coding region runs from base 1 to 3483 and encodes 1160 amino acids. Gene Ontology annotation, molecular function: RNA binding. Lineage: Eukaryota; Fungi; Ascomycota; Sordariomycetes; Hypocreales; Clavicipitaceae. The transcript is spliced from 3 exons.